AUGGCUUACUCCUCGGCCGCCAACAGCCCUGGCUACCAAACAUACGCAGUUCCUCUGGCUGGUGGAAAGAGGAAGCGAGCUACUGCGAACAGCCAGUCAGAAUCGGCUGAACCCAAUGCGACUCCCAUCGCAGCGCGAUCGAAGAGGAGUCGCCCCAACGAAAAGGACUAUAACGCCAAGUACAUGGCUGAGAUUUGUUUCGGCGCGUACAAGGCGCGCUUACACAUCGCCGGCUAUUCGCAGUAUACUGCCGACGUUGCGAAUGACUGGCGAGAGGAUCUUGUCGAGUUGUUCAGCCACGCCGCGUUGAAAGGAACCAUGAAGCAGAAUGCCGCGGCUCGUCAUGUCAUCCCUCGUCUGACAUCUCUCAUCCCUCAAAAGAACGAAAAGAAGGGCGCGCUUGUGAAAGACUUUGCGAAGCACUACGAGACUGUGCGAAAUGACAUGAUGGUCAUCGACAGAGUCAUGGGAAAUGGCUUCAAGGUCAACGAACAAUCCAUCGUCGAAGUACGCGAGUGUCUAAACGGCCUACACUAUAUUCUCGCCAAAGGAGAGCAAUGGCGUAACGUCAUGCCUUACACACCGCUGCCAAUGUACCGGCUCCGAGCCCUCCGCGACUUGAUAGAGUACUCACGGCCGCACCACCUCCUCGGCGAUCUGAUCACCAACAUUGAAGACAUGGAAGGCUGGCUCAGCCCACCACCUGCGCGUUUCAACUUUCCGACUGGUUCAAUCGACGAGACACUGGAGACGUUGCAGAAAGCAACCGAGGACAAAAUUGCAAAGACCAGCAUCGGCCCCAACGCACAGCAGAUGGCAGAAUACCGAGCGCAAAAGGCCGAAGCCCUGCGUCUGCAGAAAGAGGAACAGGCCCGCCAACAAGAGAAGGAACGACUUGACGAAGUCCAGCGAGUUCAAGCAGAGCGAGAUCAACUGAAGCAACAGAUCAAGUCGCUCGAGAUGACCGCCGCAAAAGAACGCGCUCAAGAGAGUGUGAAGAAGGUCGCAGAAGCUGCAGCAACGGCUCAACGCGAUAAAUCGUACCAGGAUCAGAUUGCGCAACAAACAACUGAGAUAAACAAGCUCAAAACCGACCUAAGCAACCUGUCUGCUAAGCAGGCAGCCCAAACUAAGCCCGAUGCCACUACGACAUCGUCACUUCCAGUUACUGCAGGACAGACUGGCACUUCAAUGAACUCUUCUUUCAGCAGCAUUCAGACUGCCAACAGUAGCUUCUACCAGCCAAAGAGCUCUCUAGGCACUUCUUUCGGAAGCUCUAUAAAUGGUGGGUCGUAUGGGCAGCUCGGUUCAUUCGGCCAAGUUUCACAUCAUCCUACGCCGAAAGACGACGACGUCCAAAUGACGGACGCUCGACGGGUUGAUAGCUCGCAGCAACACCCUAGCUUUGGUCCGUUCGAUCCUUCCACGAUAAUUACACGCGGUGUAGGCCAGUCAAACCCCUUCAAUGCUCGAAUCACCAAUGGCGCUCCCUCACAUCCCUUCGGAAUAUCAGCCGACGACGGCAACUUCAAGGCGGCGUGCCCAGCAUACAAGAAUGGGACAUGCACAUUAGGCAGGAGUUGCAAGCUACCCCACACCGCAUGCAAGUUCUGGUUGAGCGGUAGUUGCAGAUUCGGUGGGAGAUGUAAACACAGUCACGAUCCUUUCUUCCUCACAGAAGCCGCAUCAAAAGGCCAGUCAAAACAGUUUCCACGGGCUGACCAAAUGGUCAUCGAUCCUGUCUCUGCACCACGAUCCAGCAACUUUUCCCAAACGAAUCCCUUUUCCAGUCACCUGCCGGGUGGUCCAAAUCCUUUCGGUGGGCAGAUGAAAGGGAAUGGGGAUUCUACCUUACAACCUAAGCAGCAAGACCAGACUUUUGGCUUUCACACGAGCAACGGCAAGAAUCCGUUCGCCCAAGCUCCAUCACCAGCGCCAGCAGUGCGCAAGCCGACGCUUGCUGAGCGGGUAACAAGGGGUGACCAACCCACCUCUUUUGAUAACCAAACGCCAUUUGGUUACCAUCUCCCACCAACGGGCCCCCGAGGAAACCGUUCACUCGCCGACAGGAUAACAAAGAACGACCAACCCAUCGCCCAUCAACCUCAACAUCAGGCUCCUACCAUGCGCAUCGAACAAUCGUUAGAGGAUAUCAUCAAUGCAUCUGGAGGGCGCAGGAACGAAAAACAGGCAAAGCCGCUUCAGUCGGAGACUCUCUGCAGGUGGCAAAAGACCUCGCCAGCCGGAUGCACGAAUACUACUUACAUCAUAAACCACAUCCAAGCCAUCCAACAAAACUGGUUCAUCCACCCCUCCAUCUCAGAAGAGCCCAUCCUCCCCGCCUCCCUCCUCGCCGGCGUCCCAAUCAACUGCCUCCCGGCCCCAAUUAUCCAAGCCAUUCACGAGCUCUCCACACUAACGAUCGGUCAAAGAGACCGAGCGCACAAACUCCUAAACACCUACUUCCAAGCGCGCAUUCGCGAAGGCUCAUACAGUGGCAAGUCCCAAAAGAUCUUCGCCAUCCUGGAAAUCAGCGAUGUGAAAAAGGCGUGUGAGAGUUUACGAAGAAUGAGCCGAGGACGCGAAAUGCAAGGGCCCGUCCCGAUCAAAGAAGAUGAAACGAGGAAGAGGAAGUACUCGAUCAGACAAGAAAUGAAUACCGUUACCGCGGAUGAAGAAGACGAAGACGCACAAAGAUUAGCGAAAAGACUGAAAGAGGAACUAUGCGUCAUCUCCGAAGAAGACAACACUACCAACAACAACAACGAGCCAAGCACGCCAAUCUGCAUCAACUUCAACGAUAUACCCACGCCCCCGGAUUCCCAAGCUACGAUAACAGCAACACUUCCUUCUACAACUACCACACCCCAGACGCAGCGCCGCUCCCGGCCCCCUCCUAUUGUCAUUGCUGAGAUUCCUACGCCUACAGCUACAUCCCCUGGCAUCGUCCCACCGUUCUCGUCUUUCACGCCCCUGUUUAAUAGCCUGGCUCGGGAGUUUGGUGGAGAUCCGGAUACGCCGUGUCCGAUACGAACGAAUACGUACUCACAACCACAACCAGAUCUCCUUAAUAGCUAUGACAGUGGGAACGGGAACGGAAACGAUAAUGCAAACGGCACUCUCUUUGAAUCAUACAUGCGCGAUACGUAUCCAGCGCCGAGGAUAGAUCCUCGCGUCCAGGCAGCGCAGAGAACGACGCAUGAGUUUAAUUUGAGGAGGAUGGAGGUGAUUGAGGCGCAGAGAGUGUUUGAGGAGGCGAGGAGGAGAUUUGGAGAGGCGAAGCGGAGGAUGGAAAGUGUGAGGGGUGGAGGGAUUUGGCGGUGA
Molecule: messenger RNA, 3324 nt
Organism: Alternaria novae-zelandiae
Lineage: Eukaryota; Fungi; Ascomycota; Dothideomycetes; Pleosporales; Pleosporaceae
Exons: 3
Coding region: 1-3324 (1107 amino acids)
Molecular function (GO): metal ion binding
Source: RefSeq, a predicted model, not a curated record